AUGAUGUCGACGACCAGCUACUCGUGGUGCGAGGCGUCCGUCGCCAAGGCCCAACGCCGCCCUUCGACGACGCGCCGUGCUGCACCCAAGGCCCGCGGCCUCAAUAAGGCCAAGCCGCAGGUCAUGCCACCCCGCAACGCGCUCCAGACGCAAGUCCGCGACCUCCAGAAGACAAAGAAGGCCCUUCAGCAGCGCCCUAUGCGCAAGCUCCUCGAAGUUGAAGCCUUUGCCGCGACCAUGCCGUGUCUGGCUUCCUUCUAA
Molecule: messenger RNA, 261 nt
Organism: Saprolegnia diclina VS20
Lineage: Eukaryota; Oomycota; Saprolegniomycetes; Saprolegniales; Saprolegniaceae
Exons: 1
Coding region: 1-261 (86 amino acids)
Source: RefSeq, a predicted model, not a curated record